Messenger RNA from Scatophagus argus, 1527 nucleotides. It is a transcript of the gene alkbh2, whose product is annotated as alkB homolog 2, alpha-ketoglutarate dependent dioxygenase. The coding region runs from base 182 to 967 and encodes 261 amino acids. Gene Ontology annotation, biological process: DNA repair. The record is from RefSeq and is a predicted model, not a curated record. The transcript is spliced from 4 exons. NCBI's taxonomy places the organism in Eukaryota, Metazoa, Chordata, Actinopteri, Scatophagidae.
ACAGUUUGUAGUGAGUAAAACACCCAGCUUUCGUGCAUUUUCAGGCGUUUGUCUACUAUUUUUCGUAACUGGGCUACAUUUCAUUGUUCUUAGGUGAUGUUUGUCGCGUUAAAAUAAAUCAACAGACGUUAGUCCAGUAAUAAUCAGAAUAUAAUCGCCAGCUCUGCAGCAGGUUCCUGCAAUGGAAAAGUUUGUGGUUCGGGAACAGCAUAAACGUUCCUGCCCCAGCGAUGCAAGAAGCCCACAGAAGAAGGUCAAAUUGGAGGGUGAUGAGAGAAUGAAGCAGGAGGAAGAGGAGGAAGAAGACAAAUAUUUCACUUCAGAGGAUUUCUCUCAUCCUGUUCCCUGGCAAAAAAUCGAGGCAGAGGGGCUCGACUGUGAUUACGCUCUGCUGUUCCCCAAAGAGGAAGCAGACCUCCUUUUUAAACAGCUGGAGGAGGAAGUCGUGUACUCAACAGGGGAGGAAGCAAAGGUCCUGGUGUUUGGAAAGGUGUACAGUAUACCAAGAAAGCAGGCCGCAUAUGGAGAUGCAGGCCUAACCUACACUUACUCUGGGGUGACGCGUUUAGCCAACCUGUGGACCCCAACCAUGGAACAUAUUCGGGAUGCCGUCACAAAAGCAACUGGGCAAACAUUUAACUUUGUUCUGAUCAACAGGUACAAAGAUGGGCAGGAUCACAUGGGGGAGCACCGUGAUGAUGAGAAGGAGCUGGACCCCCUCUGUCCCAUCGCCUCCGUCUCUCUGGGGGCAGCGCGAGACUUUAUCUUCCGGCACAGAGAUGCUCGGGGAAAACACAUGCAACGACGCAUUGAACCUGUGAAGCUGCAGCUGGCUCAUGGAAGCCUGCUCCUCAUGAACUCCCCAACCAACACUUUCUGGUACCACAGCCUCCCUGUUCGCAAGAAGAUUUCCCUGCCUCGUAUAAACCUCACUUUUAGACGCAUCCUACCUGACAAAAAGAAAUGAUCGAGUGUGGAUUAUCAGUGGGUCCAAGAAACAUCUGACUAAUGCAAUAAUGUGUCUGAAGAAAGAGAACAAUAAAAUAAACACUAGACAGUUCAUUCCUUCUCACUAAGUGCAGAGCUUGUAGCACAUUUAGCUUCUUGUGUUGAUUGUUCAUGGACUUUGAUGGUGGAUCGCUUUAAGCCGUUAACAUGUUGUAUUUGAAAGAGAGUUUUGUGCUGUUCUAAAGAAGAUCCACAGUGGAGCUUUUAACCCCAUCUUAACGUCCAAAUCAAUCUUAUUAACGUUUGUCUGUCUCACACAGGAUUACUUAUCUCUUUAACUUAUGUGUUAUUCUUGUAAAACAUGUACUGCUUAUAUCUGUAGAAAAGCAAUUUAGUUUGAAACCCUUCAGUUAGGAGUUCAUGUUCAGUUUACAGAAAAUUCCUACAUGUGGUGGAGAUUCAGUGUUUUCAUCGAGGACACUUGAGAAAGUGUGUAGGCGUGUCUACUGGCACACAAUCUGUUGUCUGACAGGCAGCGAAUAAUUAUUUUGGUCUAACAAAAUAAAACUUCCAAGUGCA